Oryza sativa Japonica Group (Japanese rice) is the source of this 1472-nucleotide messenger RNA. RefSeq names its product F-box/LRR-repeat protein 13. The record is from RefSeq and is a predicted model, not a curated record. Lineage: Eukaryota; Viridiplantae; Streptophyta; Magnoliopsida; Poales; Poaceae.
AUGGGCCGGCUAGCUAUCCGUCCGAAUCGGUCACGACUCACGUGGCUGAGAGAGAACAAGAACACCCACCCCAUCUCCGUCACCAAUGCGGUCUCGCGCGUCCUCGCUGCUCACCCGGGACCCUUCCACCGCGUCGACCUGUCCUGCAGCAUCAUGGAGGCACACCUCCCGGAGCUCGACCGCUGGCUCCAGCUCCUCGCCGCCAAAGCCGUCGAGGAGCUCGUCUUCGUCAACCGUCCCUGGCCCAUCAACCUGCGCCUCCCGGCCACGCUCUUCAGCUGCACAUACCUCCGACGCCUCUACAUCGGCGUAUGGAGGUUCCCCAACACCGCUGGCCUCCCCCAAUGCAGCACCGCCUUCCCGCACCUGCUGGAGCUUGGCCUUUGCUGUGUACUCAUGGAGGACCGCGAUCUCGAAUCCAUUAUCUCCAGGAGCCCUGUCCUUGAGAUACUCACUGUGGUUCUCAGCCAGAACGUAGUGCGCCUCCGCUUUGUCAGCCACAGCCUACGUUGUGUGCAGCUCGGCUUCUCCUGCGUGGCGGACCUUGCAGCUGUGGACGCCCCAUGCCUCGAUCGGCUCUUACUGAGCGAUAUUUGGGCCACGGAAGGGAGAAAAUUCUCGACGAGGAUCAAGAUCGGCCUUGCCCAGGGGUUGAGGUCACUAGGAUACCUGGAGCCAGGGCGACACUUGCUGCAGAUCGGCACCACCACCAUCAAGGCUAGAACAAGAGCAACCCCAAGUACCAUGGUUCCAAGCGUGCGGAUCUUAGCAUUGAAGGUGUACUUUGGUACCCUCAACGAAGCCCAGAUGUUGUGCAGUUUCCUCCAGUGCUUUCCCAACGUCGAAACGCUGCACCUCAAGUCUGACAAAGCUGACGAACUCAACAAUGCCACUGGGGAGCACAAGGCCAUGUUCUGGAAGGGAGCUGGUGAAAUUGAAUGUAUCAAGUCACAUGUUAAAAAGAUGGUUUUCGAUGAGUUCCAAGGGAAGCAGAGUGAGCUUGCCUUCAUCAAGUUUGUCAUGGAGAGGGCGCAGGUGCUGCAAAAGAUUGAUAUUAUUUCCACCAAUGCAAGUUGCACAACUUUGGAGAAGAAUAAGCUGGUUUUGAAGGCUCUGGAUUCUGUAAAACCUGCGAGUAAAAAUUGUCAAGUAGUGUACUCGACACAUGCCCUUCUCGAAGAAGGCGGCAGUUGGAGCUUCCAAAGAGCAUCUGAUUUAUCUCGUAGUGAUCCUUUUGAGUUUUGACCACAGAGGUCUGAAACUCUAGCUGUUAAUAAUCUAGUGAAUUAAUUUAUCUACAUGCAAGACUUUGGGCUGUUUAGGUUCUGAAUAUUGCAUGAGUAAUGUAUUCUGUACUAUCAUUAUUAAGUUGAACUUAUCAGGGAUGAAGUUGUGAGCAUUUCUGUUCUGUAUGCAAAACAUUACUACCACCAAUAUUUGUUUUGCUAUAUCUGCCAAUUAUCUCUGUUUCA